AAGGACCAACAGGCAGGACCUGGGAGGGCCGUCUGCACCAGCUGCGGGACGGAGGAGGAGGCCACUCCUUGAGAAAAGAGCCGGUGAGACCAACAAGGAGGUGCAAGCCAUAGGCCAGAGAGCAGGAGGCAAGAGAAGGCCCUGGGGAGAGGGCAUGGCCUCGGUCGGCCUGCAGCUUGUGGGCUACCUGCUGGGCCUGCUGGGCCUACUGGGGGCCUUGGUGGCCAUGCUGCUGCCCACCUGGCGGACCGGCUCCUACAUUGGCUCCAGCAUCGUCACGGCGGUGGGCUUCUCCAAAGGCCUGUGGAUGGAGUGCGCCUCCUACAGCACGGGCAUCACCCAGUGCGACGUCUACAGCUCCCUGCUGGGCCUGCCCACCGACCUGCAGGUGGCCCAGGCGCUCAUGUCCACGUCCGUGGCGGUCUCCCUGCUGGCCUCGGCCAUCUGCGUGGUGGGCAUGAGGUGCACCAUCUUCUCCCAGGGCUCCCCGGCCAAGGACAGGGUGGCUGUGAUUGGGGGGGCGGCCUUCAUCCUGGGGGGGCUGCUCUGCUUCAUCCCCGUCGUGUGGAACCUCCACGCGGUGCUGCGUGACUUCUACGACCCCGUCGUCCCAGACAGCAUGAAGUUUGAGAUUGGGGACGCCUUGUACCUGGGCAUAUUCUCCUCCCUGGUCUCCCUCAUCGGGGGCUUCAUCCUUUGUGCCUCCUGCCCACCCCGGGACCCACAAGCCACCUACUACAGCCCGUACCACACUCGAGCUGCGAUGAGCAGGAGUCCCCCAGCAGCUGCUCCCUCUCCAAAGACUAAGACCGAGUUCAGCGCUUACAACCUGACCGGCUACGUGUAACGGCUGGUGGACUCUGCAAGGCUGCCCGGGGAUACCUGUGCAGUGACUCCAGGCUCACUUGGAUGCACUGAGCAGGUAAGGAGGCAGGGCAGCUUCUUCUCUUCCCCUGCCCCUCAUUCUUUGACCUCGACACCGCUUGCCGCUCAAGCCCCCGCCCCCGUUUCUCCCGAACCUGCCAAUGACGCCUUGGCGUGGCCUCCUUCGCCACCCACCUGAGGGCUGCAGCAGCCUCCUUGAGGACCUCAGAGCUGAAUCUGUUCCGAUGAAAGCCUUCCCACCUGCUGAAGGACCCAGCAAGGCGCUCGCGGACCACCUCUCCAAGACAUCAAGUUGUUGGUCGUCAGUGUGGAGAUAAGAUACCGGCUGGCCAAGUCCCAGGGGUCACCUUCGUAUGCACGUGGGCGUGGGUCUGCGGGGCCCCUGCGUGUCCCCAACACAAGACAUUGAGUGGGGGUGGGUGGCACUGAAAAAGAGGGAGACUGGGGGGGGUGCAUGGGAUGACGGACAGAACUGUGACUCUGGGAGGGAGAGGCCUGCAGGGAUCCAGUCAGGGGGAAGGAAAGAGAAGAGCUGGGCUCCUGGCCUCUGCGAAAGCCCACGAAAAACACCGCAGGUCUGAUGGCGCAGCAGAAAACCCAGCCCCAGAGUACAUGCUGGGGGAUCAGCAAGGUGGCCUCUCCUCAGAUGGACACUCACAGCACUUGGCAGACACUACUCCCCCACACCGCUGUUAGCUGGCUGUGGUGGGACCCCAGGAGGCUUCCCCUGUGGCACAGGCCCAAGAGGAGAAGGGGGCCACGCAGCCCAGUCCGUCCAGCCCCUGCUCAGGCCUCUGGCUUUGAAGAGCCGCACCUCUUGCCCGUGGGCGGGGAGAGGGAACACACUGACCUUGGCAGAUGGAACGACUUCAAAACAAACAGCUAGGAGGGGCAGUUCUGCUGUGGAGCCCUGGGAAGAGCCCCUCUUGGGCGCGUUCAAAGGGACGUUGACGGCAGCAGGUCUAACGGCACCCACCCGUGAGGCCCAGGGCAGCAAAGCGGGACAGCAGCGAGGACGAAGGCCAAAGAUAGAAGCCAACAGCCCUGGGUGCAGGGGAGAGUCCAGAACUGAGCAGCCCCACCCCACCCCACCCCCGGCCAAGUCCGUCUGUCCAAGCCUGGCAGUAGCUCUUGCUGAACUCAGCAUCACGGAACCGAAAGCUGCUGCACCACAGACCCUCUGAAGUCUCCAGACCUUCCCAAAGACCAGGUUCAGGGAGAAAGAAAUGCAAGGAUGAGGCCAGCCGGCUGUCGAAGCUUCUCAAGGCUGUAAUAUUUCCCUCCCCUGCUGUCAUUGCUGCCUCUUGGCACUGAAGGGGGGGGGGGGGUCCUAGGCUGGCCAGGUGCCCUCUUUGACAGAGGACAGACUUCUAUUUGAAAGGCAGCCAGAGGAGUGUCCUCUAUUGCAGCCCUGCCAGGGGGGGUGGAGGAAAGGAAGAAAUUUGCCAUGGGCCCUUGCAUAGCUGGGGGGGGGGGGGCGGCGACAAGCAUUUAUUAUGUGUGGGCAUGUGUGACAGCCCCCCCAAUUCCAUUGCUCUGGGUCCCCAAAUUCGUCUGGGUGGCACUGAUUGGGAGGGCCGCCCAGUCCAAGUUCAGUUUCAAGGUAAAGGACCCUCAGCAGGGAGAGCCCAGCAGGGGCCAGCGUGUUGCCCAACCGUGGUAUUAGCAGCACCUGGGCAGCAGAUGGAGCAAGGCCCACGGGUCACAGCCUUGCUCACUAUGGGGAAACGUACUGCUUUCCUGUUGAAAUUAUACCCAUUAUUAUUCCUACAUUUGCACCUACACCUAUAAAUUGGAAAAUGCACCUUUUAUGCCAAUCAGUGUAUACUCCUUUGGCGAUCCAUAAAUGGCCACCUAGAGCUACCUGAGUUUCUUGCUGCUGCUGCUGCUUGUCUAUUUGCUUCUAACAGGAAAAGGUUUUGAGAGGUGGUGAUGGAGGAGGCAGAGGGAGAUAGAUGAACAACCAUCCCAAGGAGGUUUCCAUCACUGUUGGGCAGGGAGUCUUGCUAAACAGGUUAGCAAGAAGGUUCUCUCUCUCUCUCUCUCUCUCUCUGCCCUAGGGAACAGGAGAGGUACAGCUAUGCCAGGAGAAAUCCCCCAAAUCUAUACACGCUGAUGCUUAGGCAUAAGAAGCCUUUGACACACCCUGGUUAAUCAGACCAAAUGACUUUGUGCUGUCUAGCCAGCUACAGGCGCCUGGACACAAACAGCACAUGGAUGUGGUAGUCCAAGAGCCUCAUUUGCUGCUGUCCCAAAUACAGAAGUGUAGCGGCCCUAUAUUUUGGCCCAGAGCCAUUCCAGGGAAAUUGAUAUUUCCCCAGGCCUCCUUAUAAUAAAAUUGGUUUUUACAGGGGUGGGCGUGGAUGUUUUUAAGCAGUUGUAAGCCACUCUGAGCCAUAAGAACAUAAGAAGAGCCCUGAUGCUGAAUCAGACCAAGGGCCCAUCUAGUCCAGCACUCUGUUCACACAGUGGCCAAGCAGCCAACAGCCAGGGAUGAGCAAGCAGCACUUGUUUGAGAAUCCUUGGGUAAUAAGCACAGUAAAGGGUUUUCUAGAAGAGGUGCUGAGUGUAUGCUCAUCACUCCCUACUCAGGUUGUUUGUGGGUUCUUCAGAUGGCAUGAUGACCACCCCUCCCCCCCAGGUUUGCUUCUGUGUCUAAAGAGCACUUUUGUUUUUUUUUGUUUUUUUUGUUUUUUUAAGAGCAGGGAAAGUGUGGCAAUUAAUUGUGAAAGUGAAAGAAAGCUGUAUUUCUUCUUGUGUAUUUGUGCUAUGCCGCUAUACCACAGUGCCACCUAGAGGUUAUGGAAUGUAAACAGCUAAACGCAAUUUAAAUAAACAAUGUUUUUCCUAAUAGAACUGUUCUAAACAGUAGACACAGAUGCUUCAUCAUAUACCAUUAAAUGCCAUGCCUAGUCAUAUGUGCUGUGAUGUGACUGAUGCUGAGACUCACCACUCAGUGUAGCCAGCAAUGCUCCAUGUUCUGGCGCCCGCAGGGAAAAGCCCUCAAUUGCCAGUGUAGACAAACAUACUCUUUUACUAAAGUUUGUCCUGGAGCAACGCAGACUUAGGAGUUUCUCCUGUCCCACCUCUUCCUUGGACAGCUUCGUCGUUCCAAGUGAAACGGCCUAAGAGGUCAUCCGAAAAGUGGCCAGUAAACUUGCAGCCCCAUCUUCUGUGCCCUGUUUCAUUUCAUUUAGCCAGUGAAUGAUUGGAAGAGAAUCAUCUGCUUUCAUAGCCUCAGCCUCAUGGGCAAAUGAUGCACUCUGGCCUCCUUGAGCUUGGUCACCUCUUGCGAUCCCCCUGCUGCCCAGGCGAUCACUCACUUCCUUCCAGCCUCAUCCAGUUUGACAUGGAUACAUUCACAACCAUCCCCAUCUUCAUCAAUGCAUUGAUUUCCAAAGAAGCAGGAGCUAUGAUAUGUAGGGUGACCAACUGUCAGGAUUUCCCCGGAUUUGUCCUGGUUUUUGUUCUUUCCAUGGUGUCAGGGGGGGAUUUUCUAUAAUUUUCAAUAAUGUCCUG
Elgaria multicarinata webbii is the source of this 4404-nucleotide messenger RNA. It is a transcript of the gene CLDN2, whose product is annotated as claudin 2. Gene Ontology annotation, molecular function: structural molecule activity. Gene Ontology annotation, cellular component: bicellular tight junction; plasma membrane. Bases 155 to 847 code for a protein of 230 amino acids. The record is from RefSeq and is a predicted model, not a curated record. Lineage: Eukaryota; Metazoa; Chordata; Lepidosauria; Squamata; Anguidae. The transcript has a single exon. Gene Ontology annotation, biological process: calcium-independent cell-cell adhesion; bicellular tight junction assembly.